AUGUCUUCCUCCCUGACUUGCGUCUUUCUUUUCCUUCAAACUGUAUCCGUCUUGUGCAAGUUGGAUAUUUCUCGCUGCCCUCUGUUCUUGAAGCCUAGUGUCUCCAGGGAUGGGGACUUGCAACUGGACGCAUUUAUUCCCCUCUACUACUUGAAUUUACAAACAGAUAUGCAGAAAUUCUCUUUUCUGCACAUGCCAGCACAAAGGUUACCUGACGAGUGGGAUUGGAAUAAUUAUCCCUAUGCUCUGGCCUUUCUCUUCGCCAUUGAAGAGAUCAACAAGGACACCCAUCUGCUCCCCAAUUUGACACUUGGUUUCAAUAUCUACAAUGCGCUUCAUUUUGAUCAUAAAACCUUAGAGAACAUCUUGUUUUGUUUCUCCGGAGGGAAACGAGCUGUCCCUAAUUAUGAUUGCCAGGAACAGAAAAAAUCUGUUGCCGUUAUUAUAGGAACCAGGAUAGAAUUUUUCAGAGAUAUUAGACCACUUUUGGAACUCUACAAAACCCCACAGGUCACAUAUGGGCCGUUUGAUUCUUUACUGAAUGAUAAAGAGCGAUUCUCAUCAGUCUAUCAAAUGGCUACUAAAGACAAUGUCCUGGUCCUUGGCGUGGUCUGGUUAUUACAGCAUUUUGACUGGACUUGGGUGGGAUUCUUUGCCUCGGAAGGGAUAAGAGGGAUGAUGUGGGUCAUAGCUACAGGGUCAUAUGUUGACUGGUAUAAGAUGAAGAACAUAAUAGAUCUUUUCCAUGGAAGUCUCUCAUUUUCACCCAAGAAGAGAGAAGUGCCUGGCUUUGAAGACUUCGUGAAGACAUUGAACCCUUCCAAAUACCCAGAAGACUUUUAUAUCAUUCAGCUGUGGCUUGACAUGUUUAAUUGUUCAUUUGCUGGCUCACUAUGUGGGAAUCUUAAAGACUGUCCACCAAAUUCUUCAUUAGAGUUUAUGCCAGGGAAUAUGGACCUGUUGACCAUGACUGAAUCCAGCUAUAUUAUCUACAAUGCCGUGUAUGCAGUGGCCCAAGCCCUCCAUGAGAUGCUCCUGGCAAAAACUGAAACAGAAUUGACCAGUGAUGCAAACCAACCAACAUUCCUCUCCUGGCAGCUUCACCCUUUUCUGAGAAGGCUCCAACUCAUCAACAGCAUAGGAGACCACGUCUCCUUGGAUGACAAAAGAAACAUUCCAAAAAAGUAUGAUAUCCUCAACAUUUUGCCAGUUACUGCUGCUGCUCAUGACUUUCUGGCUAAAGUAGGAGAGUUUGUCUUCAGUGGUCAAAAUCAAAACUUGGAUAUCCAUGAAGAGAUCAUAAAUUGGCCUGUUGAAUUGGAAGAGCCUCCACAAUCAGUUUGUACCCAGAGCUGUGGUCCAGGAUUCAAGAAAGUUGCAAAUGAAACAGAUAUCUGUUGCUUUAAAUGUGUCUUCUGUCCAAAGCUAGAGAUUUCACAGCAGAAAGAUGUACAGGAGUGCACCAAGUGCUCAGAUCAAGAAUAUUCAAACCAAGAAAGAACCCGCUGUCUCCCCAAACUGGUGACCUACUUGUCCUUUGAAGAUUCCUUGGGCAUGGCUCUGGCCUGCACAGCUUUGUGCUUCUCUGUGCUCACAGCUGGGGUUCUGUGUGUCUUUGUGAAGCACCAAGACACCCCCAUAGUCAAGGCCAAUAACAGGACUCUCAGCUACAUCCUGCUCAUCUCCCUGCUCCUCUGCUUCCUCUGCUCCUUUCUCUUCAUUGGACGUCCACACCUAGUCACCUGCAUCCUCCAGCAAAUCACAUUUGGACUUGUGUUCACUGUGGCUCUUUCCACUGUGUUGGCAAAAACCAUGGUUGUGCUGUUGGCAUUCAAAUCCAUGAAGCCGGGAAGAACCAUGAGGUGGCUGUUGGCAUCAGGGGCUUCUAACUAUGUCAUUCCCAGCUGCACUCUUGUCCAAGUGGUUAUCUGUGGCAUGUGGCUGGGACUGUCUCCCCCCUUCAUUGAUGUAGAUACACGCUCUGAGCCCAGGCACCUGCUCAUCGUGUGUGACAAGGGCUCAGUCUCUGCCUUCUACUGUGUGCUGGGCUACCUGGGCUCCUUGGCCCUGGUCAGCUUCUCCUUGUCCUACCUUGUCCGCAACCUGCCUGACACCUUCAAUGAAGCCAAGUUCUUGACCUUCAGCAUGCUGGUGUUCUGCAGCGUCUGGGUCACCUUUCUGCCUGUCUACCACGGUGCCCAGGGCAAGCUCAUGGUGGCCUUGGAGAUCUUCUCCAUCUUGGCUUCCAGUGCUGGUCUCCUAGUGUGCAUCUUUGCUCCCAAAUGUUACAUUAUUCUGAUGAGACCUGAGAAGAACUCUUUGAAUCACCUAAGGAGUAAAAUACACAACAGGAGAAAUCCACAUUCUUAA
Erinaceus europaeus (western European hedgehog) is the source of this 2370-nucleotide messenger RNA. Its product is annotated as vomeronasal type-2 receptor 116-like. Gene Ontology annotation, cellular component: membrane. The transcript has 7 exons. The record is from RefSeq and is a predicted model, not a curated record. Gene Ontology annotation, molecular function: G protein-coupled receptor activity. Gene Ontology annotation, biological process: G protein-coupled receptor signaling pathway. NCBI's taxonomy places the organism in Eukaryota, Metazoa, Chordata, Mammalia, Eulipotyphla, Erinaceidae. Bases 1 to 2370 code for a protein of 789 amino acids.